Messenger RNA from Juglans regia (Persian walnut), 1457 nucleotides. RefSeq names its product protein FAR1-RELATED SEQUENCE 5-like. The coding region runs from base 537 to 1307 and encodes 256 amino acids. The record is from RefSeq and is a predicted model, not a curated record. The transcript is spliced from 4 exons. Lineage: Eukaryota; Viridiplantae; Streptophyta; Magnoliopsida; Fagales; Juglandaceae.
UGGCCGCUCAGUGCACGGGCAGAGCUAACGAAGCCAAACCCAGCUUCAGUUUGUAUUUUUUUCAGCUUCUUGUCAUCACCGUCAGAAGCAAAUAGUUGUUUUAGAACACCGAUCAUACCCCAAUUUUCGUUCUCUUUUUAAAUAUUUCGACCCUCCGUUUGGUUGCCUGGAAAACCUGGGAAAACAUACAAGUUUCAAUUUUUGUUUUGUUUCGUGGGUUAGAAAUUUCCUGACUUUUUUUUGUAAAGAACAGGAUUAUAACAACGGCUUCUGAUAGGCUCUGAUUUCUUGUUGUUUACCUUCGCUUUACUCAGCUAGAAUGACUCGAACGACAUGGUCCGACAAAAUCAGAGCUGAUAUGCAGUGCAGAUAGGAAAGACAUCAGGUUUUGGCUAGCAGACUGAGCCCAAGCAUUCAUGUCUCAGGAUGUAAAGCGAACCCAAGAUUGAUCUCUGACUGAGUAUUUUUUGUCUACUACUGAUCACAAAGACUUCAUGAUGGAUUAGCACCCAGUAUAAACCUGUUCUAGGAGGAUAAUGGAAAACCACUGUGGCCAAGCAUUUGAUUCAGAUGAGAGUGAAAAGUGUCUGCAAAUUGAAAGUUAUGUCGAGCAUGAAUUUGGCGAUGAUGACCUUUCCAAAAAUGCUGAUCUAUGUAUGGGUAAAGUUGAUAAGAUUAUAGAACAGCCGCAUGAAAGUUCAUCCUUAAUAGACAAUGUCUUAGAACCAUAUGUUGGCAUGGAGUUCAAUUCCAGAGAUGAUGCUCGAGAAUUUUAUAUAGCUUAUGGCAGGCGUACUGGGUUUACUGUACGCAUUCAUCAUAAUCGGCGGUCACGAAUAAAUAACGUGGUUAUUGGUCAAGAUUUUGUUUGUUCAAAAGAAGGUUUUCGUGAAAAGAAGUAUGUGUACAGGAAAGAUAGAGUUCUUCCUCCACCGCCUAUCACCAGAGAAGGCUGUGCUGCGAUGCUGAGGCUAGCUUUAAGGGAUGGAGAAAAGUGGGUCGUCACAAAAUUUGUAAAGGAACACAAUCACACAUUAUUAUCUCCAAGUAAAGUUCCAUGGCGAGGAUCUGGAAAAAAUAUGAUAAGUGAGGAUGAGAAGGACCAAAGAAUUCGAGAGCUGACCCUUGAACUUAGCAAUGAGAGGCAACGAUGUAAACGUUUGUGUGCGGCUUAUCAGGAACAGUUACAUAUGGUGUUGAAAUAUAUUGAGGAGCACACCGACCACAUGGAAAGAAGAGUGCAAGAUAUAGUUCAGAACGUGAGGGAAAUUGAGAAUGAGCAGCAGGGGGACUCAACUUUUUUAUAGAAUUUAGAAUUUGUACAUGUGUCCUUUUGAAUUCGAUUGACCCUGAUAUCACCAAUUUCAAGUACAUUUACUUUAGGCUAUUCCAUGUAGACUUUGAUGAACACUCGAGGAUGAAUGAUGUCCAUCCGGUGAUGGUUUUUAUCUCCUGUU